This is a messenger RNA of Aspergillus homomorphus CBS 101889, 435 nucleotides long. Its product is annotated as putative cytochrome P450. The transcript has 4 exons. Bases 1 to 435 code for a protein of 144 amino acids. The record is from RefSeq and is a predicted model, not a curated record. Lineage: Eukaryota; Fungi; Ascomycota; Eurotiomycetes; Eurotiales; Aspergillaceae.
AUGAUCGAGCUCAUUCUCACUUUUGUUAUGCUUGGACUUAGGCGGCUGCGCGGUCUAUGGUACCUGAUCCAAGGACCAGACCUCAUUGACAAAGCUUACGUCUCGAUUAUACAGCCGAGAUUUACGAUGCUGGGAUUUGAGUGGCAAAAUCAACGCGAAGUCGAGGGAACAGGUUUUGUCCGCGCAUUGCGCAGCCGGCUUACUGCGCACCUGCCAGCCCUGCAGCCAGAUUUGCAAAGUAUUAUCCAGGAUGCCAUAGAGGCUGAGCUCGCAACACCGCACGUUGAUGGGUUCGUGCAUUGCAGAUUGUUUGCCAUGAUCAAGCGGACCGUCACAAAAGUCAACAGUUUCACCUUCUUUGGCAAAGAACUUGCCCAGAAUCCCGAGUUUCUCGCAGCCGCGUUGGAGUUUCCGCAGGGUCAUUAUGACCGCUGA